GCUCCAUCUUGUAAACACACCUUUGACACUAAUGGCGAACUGGACGACUCUGAGACCACCUAUUCUUCAACGAAUCGUGAACAUAUACAGUACCGGUAUCAGCUUUAGGAAAGCUAUAAAGGAGAGUGUUUACACUUGCGCGAUUGCCAUCCUCAUAUCUAAAGGAAUACUCCUCUCAACCUCAUCGCCACACGCCAUUUUAUACAGAACAAACAUUGCGCAUAUUGUUAAUUCAGCUCACAGCCAGUACGCUAGACAGGGUGUACCAUCGACUUUUUCUGCUCUGGCUGACAUAUUAGAAACAUUUGGGAGGUGCUUCUGCUUUGACCAAUCCUCUAGCUUGCAGCAGACUGCAGGGACUCGUCGUCCUCGGAGCAGACGAUACCAGUACGGGACCAUCAACAACCUUACACCUACUUUAUACGGCAUAUCUCCACAUGUCAGGCACUUGUCCUACAUAUCAAACAGCUAUCCUCCAAAGAACCAGCGGCCAUUUCCGCUUGGCAUUCUGUUGGACUUCUACCUGCCACAGCUAACAAAACUGUCUCUUCUUCAUGACACACUUCCGAUUUUUGGCCACAACAGCUUUUCACAGCACCUCACGCAUUUGUCUCUUCACAUAGACAGUAAGAGUGCCGAGCGUAUCCCUAGAAUUUUUGCGCCUUCACUAAUAGGCCUGUGGCUAUUUUAUUCUGAUGCUGUACACUCGUGGGAUAUCUUUAGGGACUGCCUACCUGGAUCGGUAGUAUUCGAAAGUCUUUUGACAUUCCGACUAUUCCAUAGGUCCUCUGCUUUCUCAUUGACAAAAAGGAAGGCUACAUAUUUGUCGCCGCUGCUAUUCCCUAAACUAAAGGUCCUGCGUCUGGACCACUACCCAUUCAAUUACUCCAGUUCCCUCGCCUUUUUCAAAGACUCACCACUACAGACUGUCACUAUAGAUGACAAGGUGGAUAGAUUUCGGCCCUUAGCAAUUCUUCCCUUCCAGCACGCCCAAUCGCUAUUUAUCAACAUUUCGAUGGGGCGGAAUACGGCCUAUGACAGCGUAGUCAGUAAACAUUUUUUAGCCUCCAGAACCGAGAUUGCUAUUCAGACAAGUCUCCCGAUGCUGCUUCCUCGCACAAUCCAUUGGACAGGACUGGAAGAGCUCGCUAUUCAAUCCCCCGUAAAUCUUGCUGACCUUGUCACCAUUCUUCCGCAGCUCCCCCACCUACGCUGGCUUCUUGUUGGAGCUAUAUACGGUACUGGAAGUAGCAUAGAGAAUACCGAACCAGCAUAUAUCUGGAGCAGCACGCUGACACAGCUCAUUCUGUUCUCGAGCAUUGUACAAACGGCAAAUAACGCGCUUUCUGAACACAUCUACCACCGAGGAUCCAGCGAGCCUAGGGUUGAAGUGGUUGGAUAUCUCCCGUCCAGGGGGAGAAACUACCUGCUUAGUGGUAUCCCUUACACCGACAGUCCACUUGGUUAAAG
Linderina pennispora is the source of this 1470-nucleotide messenger RNA. RefSeq lists its product as uncharacterized. Lineage: Eukaryota; Fungi; Kickxellomycota; Kickxellomycetes; Kickxellales; Kickxellaceae. The transcript has 7 exons. The record is from RefSeq and is a predicted model, not a curated record. The coding region runs from base 32 to 1468 and encodes 478 amino acids.